UUCAACACUCUCUCUUUUUACAGUACCUGGUACUACUAUACUAGCUUGUACUAGUACGUACUUGGAACUCAUUUCAUCAUCUUCUUCUUAUAGAAACUAAUUCGGACUAGAAUAUACACUAGAAUUAUCGAUACACUAGAAUCGUAACCAUUAACGAUUAAUGGGUAGACAUUCUUGUUGUUUGACACAAAAGUUAAGGAAAGGUUUAUGGUCACCUGAAGAAGAUGAAAAGCUUUUCAAUUACAUUACUACAUUUGGUGUUGGAUGUUGGAGUUCCGUUCCUAAGCAAGCAGGCUUACAAAGGUGUGGAAAGAGUUGUAGAUUGAGAUGGAUCAAUUACUUAAGACCAGAUGUUAAGAGAGGAAUGUUUUCACAAGAAGAAGAAGAUUUGAUUGUUAAUCUCCAUCAACUCUUAGGAAACAGGUGGGCUCAAAUUGCAACAAAGCUACCUGGAAGAACUGAUAAUGAGAUAAAAAACUUUUGGAAUUCAUGUAUAAAGAAAAAACUCAAACAACAAGGAAUCGAUCCGAAUACACAUAUGCCAUUAAGUGAAACCAAAGAGUGUGGUAAUGAAAAUCUUCAAACAUCAUCAACCGAAAUGGGCCAAGCAAUGGUGAUCAACAAUUCGAGCGUGUUCCGCAAUCGACUAAUAAGCACUGAUCAAGCUCAUUAUCCAGAUGAAGAUUUCAUGAAUAAACAAGUUUUCGAUCCAUUUUCUAGCUUUGAAUCACAAAUGGGUUCUGAUCAAACAGGGAGUAGCAGUAAAUCUAGCAUUUUAUCUCAAUAUCAUAGUGAACAAAGUUAUAGAGAUAACUAUGAGUUUGGGUUUUCGCCAAUGCCGAAUUUGACUUAUGACUGUGAUCAUAGUAAUGACAUGACAGACUCGAUGGCGACAGACAUUUCUGAGAGUUCGAGUUCGAGAAUGAGCAACUUGUUCUUGAACGAAACUAAAGAAUGUUCUGGUAGUAGUAGUUGCAAUGUCUUGAACAUUCAAGACAAUGAACUACACAUGAUGGAUAACAAUAUGAUGGAGAAAUCAGCUUUUUCUUGGGACAUAACUGAGGAGACUAAUAAGUUAGAAUCUACAUUUCAAGAGUUUCAGUUCAAUGGGGUAAAAUCUGAAGAAGUAGAAGAAGAAGAAAUGAAGAUAAACUCCUGGGAAGUAGAGGACCAUACACAACACGGACGAAGUUAUAGUUCGGAAAAUUUGGUUAACUUUCCGUUGACGUCGCUAUCUGAAGAUCUUGAAUAUUUUGAACAAAUUUAAUUGUCUGCAAGAUCCUCUUAAAAACUUUUCAUCUAUUCUUCUAAAUUACUUUUUCUUUGCACUUUUUGGGAUUUCCCCUACUGUUUUUUUUACAGUGGCAUAUAAAUACAAUCUCUUCUUUUCAUUUUCAUUUACUUUUCCCUUUUCCUG
Papaver somniferum (opium poppy) is the source of this 1417-nucleotide messenger RNA. RefSeq names its product transcription factor MYB86-like. Lineage: Eukaryota; Viridiplantae; Streptophyta; Magnoliopsida; Ranunculales; Papaveraceae. The record is from RefSeq and is a predicted model, not a curated record. The coding region runs from base 161 to 1267 and encodes 368 amino acids. Gene Ontology annotation, biological process: regulation of stomatal movement. The transcript is spliced from 3 exons.